AUGAAACGAAACAACGUCAUCAUCCUGAUCCUCUUCCUUGUCGCCAUCUUCCUGGUCUUCUUCGCCUGGUUUCUGCACACUACGUGCCGCCGCGUCGUGAGCGCCGAGGUGCACGAGAUGCUAUACCAGCGGGAUCUGGAGGCGCAGAAGAGCACGGAUGGGGAUGGAAAGGCGACGUGA
Molecule: messenger RNA, 180 nt
Organism: Parastagonospora nodorum SN15
Lineage: Eukaryota; Fungi; Ascomycota; Dothideomycetes; Pleosporales; Phaeosphaeriaceae
Exons: 1
Coding region: 1-180 (59 amino acids)
Source: RefSeq, a predicted model, not a curated record